Molecule: messenger RNA, 801 nt
Organism: Penicillium diatomitis
Lineage: Eukaryota; Fungi; Ascomycota; Eurotiomycetes; Eurotiales; Aspergillaceae
Exons: 1
Coding region: 1-801 (266 amino acids)
Source: RefSeq, a predicted model, not a curated record
AUGAAGCCUCAACACCGACCCCGACCCGGACCCCGACCCGGACCCCGACCCGGACCUCGACCCCAGAUCACUUGGUGGAUGCGCUUUCGUCGAUUCAUCUAUAAUUAUGAAUCACCACUGCAACUGCGCGGCACUCUGACGCGGCUCACACAUCGGCACGAGCACCCGUACUGGGCCUUGGUCCGCCUGCUACUCCCAUUCCCAACAUGGCACUUUCCGCUGCCCGAGCCCGUCCCCGUCCCUACCAUGCUGAACAAUGUCCCACUGCUGCAAGCUCGCAAGGCGGCUGCAGACCUGACCAACAUGCGCUCUGUGCCAUUGUGGCGCUCCCGAGAUACGCCUCUGCGUGCGCUAUACCGGAUCUACGAGGCUGUCGUGGCGCGCGAAUUCUAUGCGAUCGGGUCGGAGGUGGAGUACUUUUGGUACCAGUCAGGCCGGCAGUGGGCGGUGCAUCGAAUUCCAAACCCACGAGACCGUGACCCUGUGCGGUAUGCAAUCCUGGCCUGCGUGGCGGAAGAGCUAGCACAGGCGUUCAACUGGCGCAUGAGUCUCGGGAUGCGACGCGACAAGAACAAGCAUAUAUACCGGCAGACAUUCGAGGAUUCUCUGCCAUCCUUUGUACCGGAGAUUGCCCCUUCCUGGGCGACACUGGUGUCGCCAAUAGACACAGAGCUUCUGGGAGAGUUCCCGAGGGACUUUCUCGAUCGGAUGGGCAGGCUUGUGCUUGAAGAGGGCGGCGAAAAUCCCAUCUUUGCUCGAAGAAACGUCGUUAUGGACACAGGCCACUUCUAUACCAUUUGA